GUAAGUGCUUAAAUUCAUGUUAAAACCAAUGGUGUCUUCAAACCUCAUAUGUGACGAUUUUUUAAUAACCUAUUUUGAUGCAUAUUAUAUAAAUAUAACCUACUGUUUCAUCAUAAAAAACUUAUAUAAAGUGUUGAUAAAAAUAAACUUGUGUUAAGACUGGGACAUACAAUGUAUAAUGUCCCAGGUUAAAACCAUGAACAUAACAACUCGUGUGUGCACUGUACAAAACACUAGAUCUUAUCAGGUGCGUAUAUUAAUAUACGUACCUGAUCUUAUUAAUUUAUGUAAUAUAUAUUUAUGGUUGGUAAAUCUAUUUGUUAUUCAAUUUUCUUGAUUAUAAAUAAACAUAACAAUAUUUAUGAUUGAUAAAAGGCUAAUUAAUUGUUGUUCUUAAUAUUAUCAAUGAAUUAUGAAAUCCAUAUUUGUAUUUUAUAUCUUUGAGAUAAUCAUAAUUAUAAAUUAGAUUAUGAAUUGUAAGCCAAUGCAGACAUGCGCGUAUGUACACUAAAGGAAGAUCCUGAUACUGAGUUUUUUUUAAAGAGUUACUGCCCUUUGUAAAAGUUACGCCUUGAUCGUAACCAAAUUUUGGAAGAAGCAUGUCAGAACGUGAACGAUCAGCUGACGCUGUGAAGAGCUAUGGGGGUUCAUACUCUAUGGAAUAUUCUUGAGGACUCUGGUGAAAACAGUAUAACGAUCCGAAGUUUAAAAGGGAAGAAACUCGCCGUUGACUUGAGUGCAUGGAUUGUAGAAUUAAAACAAAGCAAAUUUGCUUCGCAGUAUCACAAUAUUUACAUCAGAAAUUUAUUUUAUAGGACAAUAGAAUUUAUGAAGGAGGGUGUUGAGUUGGUGUUUGUGACUGAUGGUCGAGCACCGGACAUUAAACAACAAGCGUUGCUGAAAAGACAACAGAACCAAUUUGGUUCAUCAUCUAACACUGUGAACACAGACAGGCCUUAUCUUAGGAAUGCUGUAUCUCAGUGUGUUGAGAUGUUGGAAUAUCUUGGAUUAUCUUGUGUGGAGAGUUCUGGGGAAGCAGAGGCUUUGUGUGCUGAGCUAAACAGAAAACAGCUUGUAGAUGGCUGUUUAACAGAGGACAAUGACUUCUUUCUGUAUGGCGGUAAAACUUUGUAUAGAAAACUUACCAAAAACAAUAAGAUGUAUUUGGUUGACAGAGUUGAUAUGGAUCAAAUAAAAUCUGACCUUGACCUAGAUAGAAGUGACCUUGUAGCAUUGGCACUAUUGUUAGGGUCGGAUUAUGAUGAGAAAGGAGUUAAAUGUAUAGGAAAGGAGAAAGGAAAGGCACUCAUCAAAUUGCUUAAAUCUAGAAACUUUAAUCCACUUGACAGGUUACAAGGAUGGAGGGAAAAUAAAGAACUUGACCAUAUUCAGGAACGGUUGUCAGUAGAAACCAAGAAGGAAUGUCACUGUAGCAAAUGUGAUCAUCUAGGUCGUAUAAGUGCACAUGAAUCAUCAGGUUGCAAGGAUUGUGGGAUGGAAAUUGGUUGCCAGGAUACAAGUAUAGUCACAUGUAACUGUCCCUGGCAUAAACAGGAAGCUGUGAGGAAACAGCACAAACUUGAGGUUACCUUGCGGCAGAAAUCACUAGAGAAUGUUUCCUUUCCAAAUAAAAUGGUGAUAGAAGAAUAUCUGAACCCUGGUCUCAAGUCUUGUUCGGAAAUCCAAAAAUCAUCCAUAAAUGUGCCAAAGCUAUUGACAUUCUUGAAACAUCAUCUUGGUUGGCAGUCUGAGGAAGUUUUAGGCAAGAUGGUUCCCAUUGUGAUAUUGAAAGAGAUGAGGGAAGCUGGAAGCCAACCUGAUUUAAUGUUUACCCCAGUCAGGAUAUUAAGGGCCUGUAAAGAGAAUCAUGUAGAUUGUUAUGAAGUGCUGUGGGACAAAACAGAUAGGAAUCAUUGGGCAGGUGCAAGUUUUUCAACAAACAUAAAGGAAAAGGUGGAAAAGUCCCUGUUUCAGACUGUUUAUCCGGUAUUGGCCGCAAAGUUUGAACAAGAACUGACAGAGAAGAAGUCUGGAAGUGGAAAAAAGAGGAAGGCUGAGGGGUUGAAAGUCAAGUCUAACUUACAAGUUCCUAAGAAGAUCAAAAGGAAAAAAAAUUUUACCAUUUUACUGGAGAAACGAUGCGGGCCUCAGAAGGAAGACUUUUUAACAUAG
Ruditapes philippinarum (Manila clam) is the source of this 2172-nucleotide messenger RNA. RefSeq names its product flap endonuclease GEN homolog 1-like. NCBI's taxonomy places the organism in Eukaryota, Metazoa, Mollusca, Bivalvia, Venerida, Veneridae. The transcript is spliced from 11 exons. The record is from RefSeq and is a predicted model, not a curated record. Gene Ontology annotation, molecular function: 5'-flap endonuclease activity. Bases 640 to 2172 code for a protein of 510 amino acids.